AUGACUUCUCAUCGGACUUUCCCUGCAGACGACUUUGGUAUCUACUAUGUCCUUGCAGAGUGCACAGAUUACUAUGACACCCUUCCAGCUACUGAGGCCAAUAAGAGCCAGCCACACCCACAGGGUGUGACUGGUCUGCGGAACCUGGGCAACACGUGCUACAUGAACGCCAUCCUGCAGUGUCUCUGCAGCAUCUCCCCACUGGUGGAGUACUUCCUCACUGGAAAGUACAUCACCGCCCUUCAAAAGGACUGCAGCGAGGUGGCCACGACUUUUGCUUACCUGAUGACAGACAUGUGGCUUGGGGACUCAGACUGUGUCUCACCAGAAAUAUUUCGGUCAGCUCUUGGCAACCUCUACCCAAUGUUUAUGAAAAAGACACAGCAAGACGCCCAGGAAUUCUUAAUUUAUGUCCUCAGUGAACUUCAUGAAGCUCUGAAAAAGUACCUUCGAAGGUCGUAUGAGAAAAGAUCGACCCAAAGAUGCUGCAGGAAGACUAUUGCCAAUGAGACGUCCAUCAUCACCCGGCUGUUCGAAGGGCAGCUCAACUAUGGCAUCAUGUGCUUGAAGUGUGAGAACUGCACCUAUAAGAACGAAGUUUUCACUGUCCUCUCCCUCUCCAUUCCAUCUAAAUAUGAAUGCUCCCUUCAGGACUGUCUCCAAUGUUUCUUUCAACAAGACACAUUGACCUGGAACAACCAAAUCCAUUGUUCUUUUUGUGCAACCAAGCAAGAAACGUCUGUGAGGGCCAGUAUUUCCAAGGCACCCAAAAUAAUUAUUUUUCACUUGAAAAGGUUCGACAUUCAGGGUACAACGAAAAGGAAGCUGAGAACAGAUAUCCAUUACCCACUCACUAACCUGGACCUCACUCCUUACAUCUGUCCAAUUUUCCGGAAACACCCUAAAUACAACCUCUGUGCAGUGGUG
This is a messenger RNA of Castor canadensis (American beaver), 927 nucleotides long. NCBI's taxonomy places the organism in Eukaryota, Metazoa, Chordata, Mammalia, Rodentia, Castoridae. The record is from RefSeq and is a predicted model, not a curated record.